Messenger RNA from Scatophagus argus, 1967 nucleotides. Its product is annotated as SEC14 domain and spectrin repeat-containing protein 1-like. Lineage: Eukaryota; Metazoa; Chordata; Actinopteri; Scatophagidae. The record is from RefSeq and is a predicted model, not a curated record. The coding region runs from base 1107 to 1493 and encodes 128 amino acids. The transcript has 5 exons.
GGCAUGAUAUAAGUGAUGUGAAGAGUCGCACAUCCACAGGGUCAGGGCUUUGCAGUCCUUUGCAGCUUUAAUAUAUACUAUGAGAGAUAGGACUUUUGACAUAGAAUGAGUUGAAAUUGUUUAAUUAACUGUGAGUUGUUACUGGUACCAACAAGUAUUUUGAUAAAAUAAGUGAUCAUAAAAGUGAAGGGAAUUCUUCCUCAGAGCGACACUCCUCUGAUGUGUGUGUGGGAAAUGUAGGAACCAGUGUUCUAGUGUCAGUUCACUAGUUUAGUGUACCUGACUUGAACAACAUUGCUGAUGACCAGCCGGUGUUGCUGCCUUGUGUGAUUGGGCGUUGCAGCGUGAUGCUGGGUUGUGUUUCUCUUGAGUCCAUUCUGUUUUAACUUUUCACUGCUGGGCUAUGUGUUUUCUUUUCUGUAACCCCUUUGGUUCACAGAGCCGCAGCCUAAACACACUACCCACACAGUAAAUGAAUGUGUUGUGUUUUCAUUGCAGUGGCUGAUGAGGAUGUAGUACAAUGUACUGUACCUGAUUCUGAUUUUAGACAUCAAUUUUCAGUUUCAUUUUUUCUAUAUUAGUUGUAAAUAUAUUUGUGUUGCCAAAGCAUACCAAGGAAAAUAAAAAGUAAAAGAGAUUUAUUUAUUCUGUAGUUAAAGAUUUAUGGAUUGUAACUGUGAAAGAAAAUAUUGAUGGACGUGAGACCUCCAUGAGAGGCAAGUAGAGUCUUGGAGCCUCCUAUUGGUGGCUCAACUGCACUGCAACUCAGAAACUUAAUCUGUAGUGAUGAAGGUCCUAAAAAGCCACAAAGUGUCUCCCAGAAGGCAUAUUUCACAGCAGACAUUUGGCAAGCCACAGAAGGAGAAGCGAGAGUGUACAAAAAUGAAGUUAAUUAUGGCUGAAUAAAUUCUUGUUGUCUAAUCUGUAACACCGUCUGGAGAGAAGAUGAAUGGGGACUUUCCACUCGUAGAACCAGUACUCCCCACUUUUCCCUCUGCAUGUGAUCACUAUUUUUUUGGAUUUAUCUGUCUGUAUCUCAGGUGGUCACCUGGCUUCAGGGUCCAGUUUCAGAGCUGUUGAAGACCCAACACGAGAUCAGAGACUCAAUGCGAGCUGCUCAGUCCCUGCAGCAGAAACACGAGGAGAUUGAGAGCCAGCACAGUGAGUGGUUUGCAGUGUACGUGGAGCUGAACCAGCAGAUUGCUGCCCUGCUCAGUGCCGGGGAGGAGGAGGAAGUAGUGGAGCUGAAGGCGCUGCAGCAGCAGCUGAGUGAUGUCUGCUGCCGGCAGGCGGCUCAGCUGGAGGGCCGACAGAACAUCCUUCAGGCAGCACACAGCUUCCACAGCACCACACAGGAGUUGUCCCAGCAGUUGGACGGUCUACUGGGCAUGCUCUGUGCUGACGUGGCUCCAGCUGAUGGCGCUUCAAUUCAACAAAACCUCAAACUGUUGGAGGAGAAGCUGCAGACUGUUGGUUUGUGCUCUGAAAGAUAAAUCUUUUCCUCUAAAAUGAUAGCACUUAUUGUGAUGUUUAUUAAGUGGGUGCAUCUACGGUGAAACAUUGUUAAGUGAUGGGGGUAGUAAAGUUCCUCUGUGUCAUUAACCGUCUCCACUCCACACAGAGGCAGGUCUGGCUUCUCUGCGUCAGAAGGGGGGGCUGUUGCUUGAGCAGAUGUGCAGCCAGCCGUCAUGGUCUCUGGAGGAAACCGAGAGUCCAGCCGGAGAACAGCAGGACAAUGUUCAGCACAUCCAGGGUGUGAUGGAGGAGAUGCAGCUCCGCAAGCAGAGGUGUGAGGACAUGGUGGAUGUGAGGAGGCUGAAGAUGCUGCAGAUGGUUCAGUUGUUCAAAUGUGAAGAAGAUGCUUUACAGGCAGUAAAGUGACCUGGUGAGUUGUUGGACACCCUGUUGAAGACUCAUGUCAGACUGGGCGACAAUGCUCAGGAGACCAGGAACAUGUUGGACAAACA